GAAGCGGUCGCUGAGCAUGCUCUCGGCGCACAGUGUCUCGCAACACGCGUGUUGCACGACCGUCGCACGUCCAUGCGAUCGUCCUGGUGCUAUCCGGGCGUUCAUGUCGCGCGAGAUUCUGAGAGACGCGAUGUCCGUUUUCCACGCAAGCAUUCGCGUCCAAGGUCUCUUUAAUCGAGCUUCAUCGGCGACCAUCGGGCUUUGAAGUCACUAGCGACCGUCGGGCAUUGAAGUCACCCAAGCAUUGAAAUCACCUUGCCGCGGAGUCGAUUUCGCGUGUCAAUUAUGCGGCGAUACCGCGAGGGAUAAGAAAUAUCGAAGAGAUCCGAGGUUCCCCAGCAAACUUGGUUAAUACAAUAUAAGAACUCGAAGAAUUUCCUGAAGAAGGAUUAUGAUACUGGGAAACGUCCCAAGGAUCGAGGACUACUCUUCAUCGUUGUAGGACGGAUCACACGAUGUACUCACAGGCACUUGACUGGCGUGGGUGCUACUGGGUUCCUCCUCCGCUCUGAGACCGAGGUCAGGUGUGGGAGGGUGCAGGGGUUGCUCGAGACUGACGCAUAUCGCACGUUAUAGGAUGCCGAGACCAUUUCGAAGCUUGCUCGUUUUAACGUUGAUAAUGACAGCGUCAUGUCUCGAUGUGACGGAGAACGACGCCAGGACGACAACGGAGACGUCUACGAGUGCAUCUAGAGUAACGACAAUCGCCACCGAGGAAAAUGCAUCGCCGUCAUCCUCGUCGUCUUCUCCCUCCGAUGCGGUUUGGGAGUGUCCGAAUAUCACAAAAGCGGGCGUGGAGUGUUCCUGCGACUUUCCACACACGCUCAGAUGUACCGGCGACAGAACGACGUUGCAAGUCAUCAGCGAACAUUUAAAACGUAGUCGACCGGACAUGAUAUCGCUGCUGGAUGUGACCGUGACAGGGAUCUCCGUGUUGCCAGCACGCUUCUUCGAGGACGUCGCGCUUCAUGGGUUGGUCGUCUCUACUGGUGAACUGAAACACGUCCACGAGAACGCGUUCACAGCGUUGACACGGCCGUUGCAGGCGCUUGGAUUGCCCAAUAAUCUUCUGGACUCGGUUCCCACGACUGCGCUGUCGCACUUGGUCGGUUUAGAUCGACUGGACCUGUCCCAUAACAAAUUGAAGACAUUAGAAGCGGAUUCGUUCAAGGGACUGUCAAGCCUGACUUAUUUGGACUUAUGCGAUAACCUGUUGUCACAAUUGUCACCACAAGUUUUCCUAGCAUUGCCAGUGUUGCGUUCGCUGAGAAUGCGCGGAAAUCGCUUAAGCGUUGCUGCACUAUCCGCGCUCAGAGGUCUCAAGCGCUUGGAGGAACUGGAUCUGUCGAGUAAUUUGUUGCUAGGCCCAAUGGGUCCCAAUCUGCUGCCACUAAUGCCUAAAUUGCACUUCCUCACCGUGUCAGAGAAUGGCCUUGUCAACGUUCAGCAGGGAGCUCUCAUGGGUCUCAAGAAUCUUACUUAUCUGAGUCUGAGUCACAAUCAGAUCGACGUGUUGGAGGAUCAUUCGUUCAAGUACUUAUCGACCUUGACGCGGUUGGAUCUCGCAAAUAAUCGCAUAGUUGCCGUAUCCAGUGCCUCUUUAGCGCAUUUAGAGAAGCUAAUCACAUUGGAUUUAACGCACAACUUUUUACGAGCAUUGACGGCCGAUCUAGUGGUGCCGCUGAAGAGUCUACAAGACUUACGAUUGGACGAUAAUGAAAUAACGAUCGUGGCGAGCGACGUGUCAACGUCAAAGCUGCGUCUUAAGAGACUCUCGCUCGCCGACAAUCCGUUAAAUUGCGACUGCACCUUACUAGAAUUCGCCAACUGGCUGGCAAACUCCAGCGUGUUGGAGGAAGACAAGUCAUCGGCGGUGUGCGCGACACCGCCCGCUCUGGAGAACGGCAUCCUGACCCAAGUACCACCUGGCAGUCUGCUCUGCGGUGAACCCACGCCGCCCAUGAUGACUCGAGUGCCGCUGGCAGGAGUGCAACUAAGUCUUAAGGAGUUCCGUUAUGACGAAUCGACCGGCAUCAAUCUAUUGUGGCAUAUGGAGCAAUGUACCGAACAUUACACCUGCGACUCACUCAUCGUUUACGAAACAAUCGAUGACAGCGAGAUGCGGACGGAAUCUAGCCCGUUGCAUUGCGAUUCCCGGAUGAUGCGAGAUCCCUGUACCCUGCCGGUCGCCAUACCAGCCUCUGUGCACCUAAAAUUAGGUCACAAGUACCGUUAUUGCGUGGUCCUGCUGGUACCUACAGCCUAUGACAUGUCUCUCGGUCUCGGCUGUAGCGAUGUCAUCGUCUUGGAGGAAACCCUGGAGCGGCGAAAGAUAGCGACGGAAGAGCAGUUGCCAAGCGAAGAGGAUCAUUCCUCGAUGUCCUCGACACAGUCGUCUUUCGGCUCCGAUCCCCGAAUCACCGGCGUCCACGUGAACGUAUCCGACAAGGGUUACCUACACGUGGACGUGGUUCUCUCAAGAAUGAAGGAGACGAACCUCGCGUCUACCUGCGAGCUGUCCGUCGUCGUGUUCGACGCAAUUUCCGCGAUUCAUCGGCAAAGGCUCAAUUGCAGCUUCGCGUUCGUCACCGACGUGGAGGUGUCGUUGCCAGGUUAUUACAAGGUAUGCGCGAGUCUGGAUGAACUAGCUGACGUGACCGUCGUCUCCUCGGCAACCGGCAACUUGGUGGACGAUCGCGAGAGAUUUCGUUGCGUCGAGGUGGUCGAGCAGGACUACAGCAGACAAAACGCCGAGGUGUUUGUGGUGAUGGCCGUGGUUGCCGUGACCGGUGUCUUCCUGAUCGCCCUUGCUAUGCUCGGUCGGAGCAUCGUUAAACGAUUGCGGCAUCCCAGGAUUCAGGCGCAAUGUUUUUUGCCAACUCAGGAAUUCGAGAUCACCCACAAGGCGCAUUACAUCAAGCUUUUGGCCACAACCAAAGUUUAGCGCCUGAUGGAAUCAGCAACGUCACAUGAAGAAUAUUGCAACAAUAUUGCGGCAAUAUUGCGGCAAUAUGGCGGCAAUAUUGCAAUGUUACGAUAAUAAUAAUAUUGCUGCAAUAUUCUGUGCUGUAUGAGAUUGUUUAUGUAGAAUUAAAAAUUUAGAAUUUAAAAACUCGAAAAUGUAGAUACAUAUACGUGCACGGAUUUUACCCAGCAAACUCUAAGUAACAUUUUAUAUAACAUUUAUAUAACCGUUAGUAAUUUUGUAAUUUUUCACUCAACAAUAUAACUGUCACAUAUUAUGUAACUGUUACAUAACAUGUAACAGUUAUAUUGUUGCAUGCGAAAUUAUAACUAACAGUUAUAUAAUUGUUAUCUGGUAUCAGUUAUAUAACUGUUCGUUGGGUAAUGUACGAUUCAAUCUACAUAGGAACUCAGCAAACGCCAAAUAACAGUUAUACAGUGUCUCAAAAGUCUCGGACCGGUCGAAUAUUUCAUAAACUAUGCACUUUAGAAAGAAAUGUUUCAGACAAAAGUUGUAUGGCUUGAAGGGGGCCAUCAGAUAGUGGCAAUGAUUUGACAUGGAAGAGUCAUUUGAAAGUCACGUAAAGAAAUCGUCAAUUUUUUAAAUGGA
Messenger RNA from Camponotus floridanus (Florida carpenter ant), 3574 nucleotides. It is a transcript of the gene Lrt, whose product is annotated as leucine-rich repeat-containing protein 15. Gene Ontology annotation, cellular component: plasma membrane. The transcript has 5 exons. The record is from RefSeq and is a predicted model, not a curated record. The coding region runs from base 578 to 2944 and encodes 788 amino acids. Gene Ontology annotation, molecular function: protein binding. NCBI's taxonomy places the organism in Eukaryota, Metazoa, Arthropoda, Insecta, Hymenoptera, Formicidae.